UUCAGCAAACCGGGGAAGUUGCUGCAAGAGGAGCUGGAAAGACCUCAUGCUGCCGUUCUCUCCCUGUCUUCCUUCUGCAGGGGAGGCCGUUUCAUGGCAUAGACCUUAAACAGGGCUGCUGUGGGGGAUCUGACUGCUGUCCCGUUAAGCAGGAAGUAGCAAGACACAGAGUCGAGCAGGUGAGUCUGGCUCUCCCCCGACGCCAUGGACUGGAAGACGUUACAGGGCCUGCUGAGCGGGGUGAACAAGUACUCCACGGCCUUUGGGCGCAUCUGGCUCUCCGUGGUCUUCGUCUUCCGGGUGCUGGUCUACGUGGUGGCAGCAGAGCGCGUGUGGGGGGAUGAGCAGAAGGACUUUGACUGCAACACCAAGCAGCCCGGCUGCACCAACGUUUGCUAUGACCACUACUUCCCCGUCUCUCACAUCCGCCUCUGGGCCCUGCAGCUCAUCUUCGUCACCUGCCCUUCCCUGCUGGUGAUCAUGCACGUGGCCUACCGGGACGAACGGGAGCGGAAGAACCGGGAGAAGAACGGCGAGAAUUGCCCCAAGCUCUAUAGCAACACGGGCAAGAAACACGGCGGGCUGUGGUGGACCUACCUGCUGAGCCUCUUCUUCAAGCUGACCAUCGAGAUCACCUUCCUCUAUCUCCUCCACAAGAUGUGGGACAGCUUUGACCUGCCACGCCUGGUCAAGUGUGCCAACCUGGACCCCUGCCCCAACAUCGUGGACUGCUACAUUGCCCGGCCCACCGAGAAAAAGGUUUUCACCUACUUCAUGGUGGGGGCCUCCGCCAUCUGCAUCGUCCUCACCGUCUGCGAGAUCUUCUACCUCCUCUUCAAGCAGGCCGCCCGGAGCCUGCAAAAGUGGAAGAAGAACGCCACCAAGCACGCAAUCAGCUACAGCCUGGCUUCCACCUGCCGGUGCCACAUCAAGCUGGAGCAGCAAGAGGCCAAAGCCAAGAACAAGACAUUGGAGGCUCUCCGGGCCUCUGCCCCCAACUUGACUUUGAUCUGAAAGGGCAUAGCGGGGGCGGGAAGAGCCCUCACAUUGGCCAGAGACAGUUGGCUUCCAAGAUGGCUGCCUGCUAUGCCACAAGUAUUACCGGAGUAUUUCAAUGGGAACUCGAUGGCUCUGGAAAAUCCAGGGCGAGGAGGCCCAUCUUCAACAGAGGGGGCUCUUCCUGUUCUGUGUGGCCGACAUGUGGGGAUGUUUAUGAGACUAUGGGCUGUGGCCGCCAUUUUGUUGGGGCCAGGCAGAAAGGACGAGGCCCUGGCUGUGAGUUUACAUGCAGGGCACAGGUUGGGUGGUUUGCCCGGCCGAGGAGGGUGCGCUUUUCAUUAUUUGCAGGCCAUCAAGCCGCUCUGUGUGAUCCUGUAGGUUGGAGCUUCCCUCGUACAUGCUCGGACAGGCCCUAGGGAAGGGAGGCAAGGGCUGGCUUUUAAGCCUGAGGAGAAAUGACUAAUGUAAAGUUGCCAAGGACAAUAUUUGCCUGCUGUUCUCUUCCCCCCACUGAUACUGGCACACCCCAAAGCCCAGCUCCCUUCCUGGACUCCAAUACAUUGAGUAGGGGGGGCUUGGGCCCAGUACCUCUGCGGAGGGUUAAUUCACCAGGUCGUUGAAGGAAGGGGCUUCACUCGGAGACUGAAACAGGGAUCAGAUCCCUGCCUCGCCCCUGAACCGUGACCUUACCAUAGAAGGAAGUCCACGGAGUCUAGCAGUUCUGUGGGAACAAAGCCAUAGGCUCCGAGUGGGCCUGUGGGUGUGGCUCUUGGGAGAGUCCGUGUAUUGCGGUAGGGGAGUCAAAUCCCAUUUCGUUAGGUAACGAGUUAAAUGUUAACGGAUUAAAUGGGGGCAGGGAGGCUGGCGCAGCCCAUCCCCUGGCCCCUCACCACCACAGCAGGAAGGGACUGCUCCAGCCCAGUUGUUUGCCAGCAAGACUGGAGCAGCCCUCUGCCCGCAGUGGUCUGCACGUGGGGGAGGGAGCGGGCUGCUCCCCAGAUACCAGUUAACCAGUGCCCAGUUAGCAUUCCCAUUGAGAGUGAUGCUCACUGGGGGUGUCUAAACUACGUGGCUCCAUUGACGGAGCCAUGUAGCUUAGGCUGAUCGGCAAAGGGAAAUG
Molecule: messenger RNA, 2119 nt
Organism: Pelodiscus sinensis (Chinese soft-shelled turtle)
Lineage: Eukaryota; Metazoa; Chordata; Testudines; Trionychidae
Gene: GJB3
Product: gap junction protein beta 3
Biological process (GO): cell-cell signaling
Cellular component (GO): connexin complex
Molecular function (GO): gap junction channel activity
Source: RefSeq, a predicted model, not a curated record